Medicago truncatula (barrel medic) is the source of this 1856-nucleotide messenger RNA. Its product is annotated as pectin acetylesterase 10. The coding region runs from base 322 to 1587 and encodes 421 amino acids. Gene Ontology annotation, biological process: cell wall organization. The transcript is spliced from 12 exons. Gene Ontology annotation, molecular function: pectin acetylesterase activity. NCBI's taxonomy places the organism in Eukaryota, Viridiplantae, Streptophyta, Magnoliopsida, Fabales, Fabaceae. The record is from RefSeq and is a predicted model, not a curated record. Gene Ontology annotation, cellular component: plant-type cell wall.
CACAUAAGCACCUUUUCAAUUGCAUUUAUGUAAAAAGUGCCCUCCUUUUCUUUUUCUUCUGUUUCCCUUUUAACUCUCUGUGAUCUGUUAUUACUUGCUGCAUUGAAUAACCAAUCUAUACCCAACUCCAAAACCAUGUUAUUUAUUAUCAUUUUCUGACUUGUGACUCACCUUUUCUAUAUAUUCCAUACCUUUCCUAAUAAAACUUUAUUUAUUGUACUUUUAUUUUUCCUCCUACACUACUACAUAUACUUGUUCUCCAUUCCAUUCACACACUCCUUCUCUUUUUGAACUCAUACUUUUAACUGUAUAUGGCUGGCAAUGUGUGAAACAAACAAGAGUUUUGUAAGCAUGAAGCUGCUAUUUGUGUUUGGAUUCAUAGGCUUUGUGAUUGUGAAAGGUGUGGAUGUGGAACUGAAAGGUUUAGAGAAUGGUAAUGUGACAGACAUGCAAUAUGUCAGAGGAAGAGGUUUCAACUAUAGACCUUUGAUGGUUGGUCUUACUCUUAUUAAUGGAGCUGCUGCUAAAGGAGCUGUCUGCCUUGAUGGAUCUUUACCGGCUUACCACUUCCAUCGUGGAUACGGUUCAGGUUCAAACAGUUGGCUAAUACAUUUGGAGGGAGGAGGCUGGUGUGGAACUGUGAGAAAUUGUAUUUACAGUAAGAAAACGCGACAUGGUUCAUCAUAUUUUAUGGAAAAACAAAUACCAUUUAUUGGAAUAUUGAGCAACAAAGCUGCGGAAAAUCCAGAUUUUUUCAAUUGGAAUAGAGUAAAAAUUCGUUAUUGUGAUGGCGCAUCGUUUAGUGGGGACAGUCAAAAUGAGGCAGCAAGGUUGUAUUUCCGAGGGCAGCGCAUAUGGCAAGCUGCAAUGGAAGAUUUAAUGUCGAAAGGGAUGCGCUAUGCCAAACAGGCUCUUCUAUCUGGAUGUUCUGCAGGAGGUUUAUCAGCUAUACUACAUUGCGAUGAAUUUCGGGAAUUGUUUCCAAGAACAACUAGAGUAAAGUGCUUUAGUGAUGCCGGAUUAUUCCUUGACUCUGUUGAUGUAUCUGGCCGUCGCAGUUUAAGGAAUUUGUUUGGCAGUGUAGUGACUUUACAGGGUGCGCAUAAGAGCCUUCCAAGAAGUUGUACCAAUCACCUCAAUCCAAUUUUGUGCUUUUUCCCUCAGCAUUUAAUUGCAAGUGUAAGGACGCCACUAUUUCUUCUCAAUGCAGCUUAUGAUACUUGGCAGAUUCAAGCCAGUCUAGCUCCACCAUCUGCUGACUACCAUUGGAAUUGGUAUGACUGCCGAAAAAAUUAUGCACGCUGUAGUUCACCACAGAUACAAUAUCUACAAGGUUUUCGAAAUCAGAUGCUUAGAGUUACAAGACGCUUCUCAAGGUCCCGCCAAAACGGGUUAUUCAUUAAUUCGUGUUUUGCUCACUGCCAAUCUGAAAGACAGGAUACAUGGCAUGCACGCGGUUCUCCUCAUAUUGGAAAUAAAGGGAUCGCAGAUUCUGUCGGGAACUGGUUUUUUGACCGAGUUGGUGUCCAAGCUAUUGGGUGUCCUUACCCUUGUGACAAAACAUGCCAUAAUUUGGUUUUCAACUGAUAGAGAUAAGACCAAACCACCAAAGUUUCAUUCUUUCAAUACUUUUCUUCUGCACUUGCUUUGCAAAUACGUCUUUCUGAUCUCCAGAAAGAAAGAAAAAAGUCAUUGUAUUGUCAUAAAUUGAUUAUAUUACUCAAUUUUGGUUGCAUCAUUUUUUUUUUUUUGCUAGUUAGUUCCCAUCUAAGGAACUUUCAAACAUUAUUGCACUCCAGAUGUCUAUCUCUUUACACAUUAUAUCUAUAUAUACACUUGUAUUUCUUCGAGUUCAA